AUGGCUCACAGCAGGAAGGUUGGCUCACAGCAGGGCAGAGAAAGGUUGGCUCACAGCGAGGCAGAGGUUGGCUCACAGCAGGGCAGAGGAAGGUUGGCUCACAGUGGGGCAGAGGGAGGAUGGCUCUCGCAGGAAGGUUGGCUCACAGAGAGGGCAGAGAAAGGUUGGCUCACAGCGAGGCAGAGGGAGGUUGGCUCUGGCAGGGCAGAGGAAGGUUGGCUCACAGCAGGAAUGUUGGCUCUGGCAGAGACAGAGGAAGGUUGGCUCACAGCAGGAAGGUUGCCUCACAGUGGGGCAGAGGGAAGGUUGGCUCACAGCGGGGCAGAGGUUGGCUCACAGCAGGGCAGAGGGAAGGUUGGCUCACAGCAGGGCAGAGGGAGGUUGGCUCUGGCAGGGGUAGAGGAAGGGAUUGGCUCACAGCAGGGGCAGAGUGAAGGUUGGCUCUGGCAGGGGCAGAGGGAAGGUUGGCUCACAGCAGAGACAGCAGAGAAGGGAUUGGCUCACAGCAGGGCAGGGAGGGUUGGCUCACAGCAGGGCAAGUGA
This is a messenger RNA of Homarus americanus (American lobster), 543 nucleotides long. RefSeq lists its product as uncharacterized. NCBI's taxonomy places the organism in Eukaryota, Metazoa, Arthropoda, Malacostraca, Decapoda, Nephropidae. The transcript has a single exon. The record is from RefSeq and is a predicted model, not a curated record. Bases 1 to 543 code for a protein of 180 amino acids.